CCGCUCUUAAUGUGUUUCGAAUUUUCAUACGGUGACCGUCAACGCCUUACCAGAAUCAGGGUUGCCACCGAGUAAUUCCUCCGGCGGUCGGAAGUUUCAACCCUCUCCGCACCGCCAUUUUUGCGCCUAAGGAUUUUGUCCUCCUUCUCUGCUCCCACAUUGAAUUCUCAAUUUGUUGCUUCCUUUUUCUUUUGGCACCCUUCGGGAAAGGGUUUCGCUGUGUUUGUGAAUUUUAUUUCGGUGGCCGUAAAUUUGCCCCCUCUUUGGUAAUUGGGAGGGGUAACUGUGGGGUAGUAUCACCAUGUCUACGCCGCAAAGGAGGUCUUGGUCGGAGGCGCUGAAACCCGGGCGUGCUUACCAUCAGACUCCCAAUUCUAUCCGCAGGGUUGCCCCAAGAAUUGAAGAUGGGAGUCUCCUGAGAGGGAAAAGCGUCUCAUUUGCUGAAGCACUGACUCCCAAUGGGGUUGGUUAUGAUUUGGACACUGAAGAAUUGCCGAGCAAGGUUGAGAGGCUUGAGGACGAGUUGUAUGAGUACCAGUACAACAUGGGUCUUCUUAUAAUUGAAAAGAAGAGCUGGAGUGCUCAAUUUGAAGAACUUAAGCAAGCAUUAGCUGACACAACAGAUAAAUACAAACGCGAGCAAGCAGCACACUUGAUUGCAAUCUCUGGUGCUGAGCAGCACGAAGAGAAGUUGAGAAGCACAUUAGGCUAUGAAAAGCAGUGUGCUACAGAUCUGAAGAAGGCAGUUCAGGAGAUGCGUUCUGAAAUUGCUGAAAUGCAAUUUAAGGCUGAUUCAAAGUUGGAUGAUGCAAAUGAACUGGUUAACAGUAUUGAUGAGAAGUAUCUCGAUGUUGAGGCCCAACAGCGAGCUAUUGAAGCUAGGCUAGCUGAAGUGAGCAGAAAGAGUUCAGAGCUAGAGAGGAAAUCAAGGGAGGUGGAAUCCCAAGAAAGCUCUCUUCGAAAGGAGCGCUCCUCUGUCGUAGCAGGAAAAGAAGCACAUGAUACCAGUAUGUCCAAGCAAAGAGAGGAAUUGCAAGUGUGGGAAAGAAAAUUAGAUGAGGAAGAAGAGAGGCUAUCAAAUGGUCUAAGAAUUGUCAACGUAAGAGAUGAAAGGGAAGGUCAUAGUAAUAGAAUCUCGAAACAAAAAAUUAAGGACCUUGGAGAGGCACAAAGGAAGAUAGAUGAAGCAAACUCAAUCUUGAAGAGGAAAGAAGAUGAUAUUACUGGCCGCCAAGCUAAUUUGAUCCUUAUGGAAAAGGAAAUUGUUGCUAAAGAAGAGAAUUUGCGGUUGAAGGAGAAGGAGUUACAGACCCUGGAAGAGAAGUUGAACGAGAGGGAAAAAGUUGAGAUUCCAAAACUCCUUAGUGAGCAUAAUACUAUUUUGGAUGCCAAAAGAUGUGAGUUUGAGUUGGAAGCUGAGCAAAGGAGGACGACCGUUGACGAGGAGAUAAAGAGCAAAGUAAUUGAAUUGGAGAGAAAGGAAGUUGAUAUCAAGCAUAUGGAUGAGAAAUUAGCAAAAAGGGAGCAAGCUUUGGAUAAGAAACUUGAGAAACUUAAGGAGAAAGAAACUGAAUUUGAAUCCAAAUCAAAAGCUCUUAUUGAAAAGGAGAAGAGCUUGAAAUCUGAGAAGGAAAGCAUGGAGGGAGAGAAAGCACAACUGGGAACUGAGAAAGUACAUCUUCUAACUCUCAAAGCUGAACUUGAGCAUAUAAAGGCAGCCAAUGAGAAGCUGCUCCUAAAAAUCUCUGAAGAGAAGGAGCAGCUCCAAAUAAGCGAGGACGAGAGGUCUGACUAUAUUCGCUUACAAUCUGAACUGAAAGAGGAAAUAGAAAAGUGCAGGUCAAGGGAGGAGCUGCUGUUGCAAGAGGCUGAAGACUUAAAGCAGCGAAAGGAGACUUUUGAAAGGGAGUGGGACAAGUUGGAUGAGAACAAAUCUGAAAUCGAAAAAGAGCAGAAAAGCAUUGGUGAUGAGAAGGAAAAGUUUGAAAAGCAAAAGCAAUUGAAAGAAGAAAGGAUAAAACGUGAUUGAAAGGCUAUGGAUGACUUGAUAAAAAAGGAACUUGAGUCUCUCGAGUCAGUAAAAGAAUCUCUCAAGG
Linum trigynum is the source of this 2096-nucleotide messenger RNA. NCBI's taxonomy places the organism in Eukaryota, Viridiplantae, Streptophyta, Magnoliopsida, Malpighiales, Linaceae. The record is from the annotation of a GenBank genome assembly.